CAUUGAUUCAUCGGCCAACUUAUGAUUCCUGCAGUUUUCAAAGCCAUCAUGAAACUUCAGGAAAAUGAAUCCCCAGAAAAGAGAUGCAUUGAACUAGAAAGCGUUUGUGAUACAUGGAUUUGUGUGAAAUGAUGUGUUCCCACUGAAACCUCUUCCAACAAUAUUCAUCUUGCCUAGAAUUACACCAGGACACAUACAGGAACCAAACAUGUCAAAAUGUGAAAAUGAUUUUAGUGACGCAUCUCAGAUAGAGAUACUUUCCAAGACACAUGCAGGUCAGGAACACAACAUGUUGAAACGUGAGAAAGAUUUUAAUGACUUGCCUCAGCCAGAGGUACAUUCCAAGACACAUGCAGGCGAGGUACAAGACAUGUUGAAAUGUGAUAUGGAUUUUAGUGACUUGCCUCAGCCAGAGGUAUGCUCCAAGACACAAACACGCAAGGAACCAAACUUGUACAAGAGUAAUGUCUGUGAUAAGGUGAUCAGAAACAUAGCACACAAAGCAAUGCAUCCCACAAUGCAUGUAGAGGAGAAACCAUUCAAGUGUGAAAUUUGUGGUAGAGGAUUUAGUCUGGCAAAUAACCUACAAACACACCAUAGGAUACACACAGGAGAAAAACCUUUCAAAUGUGAGUUAUGUAGUAAGGAAUUCAGUCAUGCAGUUGCCCUGAAAACACAUAUCAAAGUCCAUACUGGUGAGAAACCAUACAAAUGUGAUUUCUGUGGUAAAGGAUUCAGUCAGGCAUCUAAUAUGCAAAUUCAUACCAGAACACAUACAGGUGAAAAACCAUUUAAGUGCGACAUCUGCGAUAAAAGUUUUAUUCGGAAAGAUCGCAUGUUGACUCAUAUCAGGGUUCACACGGGAGAGAAGCCAUUUAAAUGUGAUGUCUGUGGUAAAGGGUUUAGUCAGGCUGCUAACCUUAAAACCCAUGGAAGGACACAUACAGGAGAGAAGCCAUUUAAGUGUGAAGUUUGUGGUAAAAGUUUCAGUAAGGCGGGAAACCUGCAGACACAUACCAGAACACACACAGGCGAGAAACCAUACAAGUGUGAUGUCUGCGGUAAAGGAUUUAGUGAAAUGUCAAGCCGACAAACACACCUCCGAACACAUACAGGAGAGAGACCAUAUAAAUGUGAUUUAUGCAGUAAGCGGUUUAGGGAUAUUAUUAGCAGGCAAAGGCACGUUAUGACACACGGAGAUGGACAACCAUACCAGUGUGGUAUAUGUUUAAAGGAGUUUAAUUGGAUAGCUAGUUUGCAGCGGCAUAUACGCAUACAUACGGGAGAACGACCGUAUAAAUGUGAUGUCUGUGGGAAAGGUUUCAACGCCAGCUCAAACCUCAGUAUUCACGUUCGGAUACAUUCAGGGGAGAGACUUUUCAAGUGUGAUAUUUGUGGUAAGGGAUUUAACAGGUCGUGUCACCUGAAAUCACACACCAGAACACAUACAGGGGAGAAACCAUUCAAGUGUGACGUCUGUGGUAAAGGGUUCCAUGUUGCGUCUUAUCUAAAUAGACACGCUAGAAUACAUACAGGAGAAAAGCCAUACAAAUGUGAUGUCUGUGGAAAGGGAUUCAAUCAAGCUUCAAAUGUGCAAAAACAUAUUAAAACACACACUGGGGAGAAACCGUUCAAGUGUGACGUCUGUGGUAAAAGUUUUAGUCGUGACACUGGCCUAAAGUCACACAAAAUGACACAUACAGGCGAGAAACCAUUCAAGUGUGAUAUCUGUGGUAAACGGUUUCGUCAUGAUACCAGUCUAAAGUCUCAUAAAAUGAGACACGCUGUGGAGAAAGCUCGUGAGAGUGACACUAUUGAGAAACCAGACAUGUCGGACAUCUCUUCUGGGAAGCUUAACUCCCCACCUCAGUUACAAAAUUACCUGAUCGGGACACAGACAGAGGAGAAGUCUUCUGGAGGAGAGUUUAAGAAGUCACAUAAAUGUGAUGUUUGUUUUAAAGAAUUCAGGUUCCUAUCUCGGCUACAGAGUCAUUAUGAAACACAUAGAGAAGAGAAGUUAUAUAAAUGUGAUGUGUGCGGUAAGGGGUUCAAAUUCAAAUCUAAACUUCGAAGACAUCACAAGACGCAUACAGGAGAGAAACCAUUCAAGUGUGACGUCUGUGGAAAAGAGUUUAAGGAAUCGUGUCAGGUACGGGAACACAUCAUGAUUCAUACAGGGGAGAGGCGUCACUCUUGUGAUGUCUGUGGUAAGCGAUUUAUCAAAGCAUAUGGUUUACAGGUCCAUAUCAGAAAACAUCUUGGUGAAAAACCGUUCAAGUGUGGAGUUUGUGGGAAAGGUUUCAAUGUAGCUUCCCAUGUACGAGAGCAUCUCAUGACACAUACUGGAGAAAAACCACACACUUGCGAUAUAUGUGGUAAGAGUUUUAGUCAGGCAGCAAAUCUACGGACACAUAUGAAAAUUCACACAGGAGAGAAACCAUAUAAGUGUGAUGUCUGUGGAAAGGCAUUUAGUGAGUCAUCACGUCUACAGAUACACACAAGGACACACACUGGAGAAAAGCCCUGUAAAUGUCAUAUCUGUGGUAAAGGAUUUAGCCAGCCUACAAACCUACGAACACACAUCCGAAUACAUACAGGAGAGAAACCAUAUAAGUGUGAUGUCUGUGGCAAGGCGUUUAGUGACCCGUCAGGUCUGAGGACUCACAAGAGAAACUCCACUGGUGAUAAACAGUGUUCGAAUACCUCUGGAAACGCAAUAAGCUAGAACUUUGGAGGGGUUCUAAUUUAUGCUCUUUUCAAGGUUUGAAUAAUGUUGCAAAAAAAUAGAUAAAUGCAAGUGAAAAAGAGAAUUAAUAAAUUCAACAGUAAUCCAUUUGUUUACUUCAUUAAAAGUUUAAUUCAUUUUUUUUCAAGCUUUUUAGUAAGACCUUAAUUUUGUU
This is a messenger RNA of Ylistrum balloti, 2900 nucleotides long. Its product is annotated as zinc finger protein 91-like. The coding region runs from base 209 to 2725 and encodes 838 amino acids. Lineage: Eukaryota; Metazoa; Mollusca; Bivalvia; Pectinida; Pectinidae. The transcript has 3 exons. The record is from RefSeq and is a predicted model, not a curated record.